UGGAGAUCCCGAUCACCAAGUCUCUCACUUCAUGCCGCCCACUUCUGCCACGAUCGAUCCUCCCUUCCUGGCAUCACCCCCCAUCGUCCCGCACGACGUAGAUGCCAUUGCUCACGGUCGGAUGGGCGCCGGGAUGCCUUGCACCGGCGGACAACGCCCCGAUGCCGCCGUCACCGCUGCCGUCGCUACUGUUGCCACCUUCGUCGCCAUGGCCCAACCAACAGCUAUCCUCAUCGCACUCGUCCUCCGGCUCUUGCGCUGCUGACGCUUUAGCCGCAAUUCCCUGCGUCCCAACCGGCUCCCACACCGCCGCCGCGGGCAAGACUCUGCUGCCGGGGGUCGCCGCUCUCGCCGCCGGUGCUGCCGUCGAUGCCGCUGCUCCCGCCGCGAGCGCCUGCCCCCCGACCGUUCCCCCCGUCACCGUAGUGGGGAAACCACCAUCAACGGUCGUCGCUCCUGCCGCAGGUGGUGGCUGAGGACGAACCCACUGCUGCUGCUCCCGCUGUUGCCGCCACCGCCGUUGUAGUCCCCCCUGACCGUGGCCACCAUGACCGGACCCAAGCCCACCAACCGUCACCGCUGCCGCCGGUGCCGCCUGCGUUUUGCCCAAUUCCUUCAUCAUGACGUUGUUGGCGUAUGCCGUGCGAACAACGUUUUCCACCUUCGCUCGGGAAAUGGUGGGGUCGGCCAGGAUGGACUUGCGUUCGAUAUCGUACUCGUGCACAAGCUGGCGGAAAAUUGUUUGCAANCGCCCACAGUCAUAGAGUCCCCCAGAUCCCCACGUCGGGAAGUUAGGAGGCGGGUAUUUNUGUUGACGAUACCGUCGACUCUGGCGAAGAAAAGCUUCGGGUUUUCGCCAGGGGACAUCUCAACAGUCUCCAACUGUCGCUCAAGCAGUCUCUGCUCAGCAUCAGUAGUGGGCAAAGACCAUUCACGGAUAGCGGUCCACGCCUCCGGCACGCAGCUACACGCAAACAGCGUUUCUUCGAUGUCCGAACCGCUAGUUGAUUCCACAAGGUACCCCCACGCCCGCAAGUGUGCUGUCACCAGCGGCGCUCCAUGAAUGCGGUUUGGGUAGUUGCGAUCCGGACAGCCGAUGAUGUGGACGUAGCCAGUAGGGGGUUGGUGAUCAAGGGUUUGCCCCAGACCUUCUACAGCGAGGAAAGUCCGCAUCCUCCGUGACCAGCUCAUAAACUUCCCCGGUUCGUUCGGGUGCUUCGGCGGGUUUCGAGUGCCAAAACGACCGCUCAUCAACUGGCUACCGCCGUCUGCCAUGCUCACCGUUUGAUACCCGGGUCCUGAUCCUCCACCAGAGGGCUCUGUACGCGCCGCGUCUGCAGCUGCACGCGUCGCAUCUGCAGCAGUGGCCCUAUGCACAGCCGCUUCUUUCUUCCAUUCUUCCUCCACCUCUUUGUGGGCCUGUUUCAGCUUUGCUAUCUCCGCCUUCGCC
Ectocarpus sp. CCAP 1310/34 is the source of this 1450-nucleotide messenger RNA. The record is from the annotation of a GenBank genome assembly. Lineage: Eukaryota; Phaeophyceae; Ectocarpales; Ectocarpaceae.